Microdochium trichocladiopsis is the source of this 1320-nucleotide messenger RNA. RefSeq lists its product as uncharacterized. The transcript has 2 exons. The coding region runs from base 136 to 1161 and encodes 341 amino acids. The record is from RefSeq and is a predicted model, not a curated record. Lineage: Eukaryota; Fungi; Ascomycota; Sordariomycetes; Xylariales; Microdochiaceae.
UCGGGUGUGACCUCGGUGGGCAAAGGAAGAUCACCUUGAAAAAUUAGCCUGCCGGCCAGCUUUCUGAGAAAGCAACCUCCCUUCUUUCCCUACCCCGCUGCCUUCCUCGAGUAACAACUCAACAACCAAGUCGCCAUGUCUGACCGCUCUGACCGCUCCGAGCGGAAGCGCGUCAACUUCCAAACUUCGCCCACGCCCAAGGCCUCCUCGCGCUCCUCAGUUCGCAGCCGGGACUCGGCUAUCGACUACAAUGAGCAGCGGUCCAACGUUCGCGCUCUUCAGGAAGCACUCCAAUCUGCAAACGAAGAGGUCGAGGAGCUCAAGAAGAAGCUUGCGAGCGUAGAGCUAGUCCUGGACCAGUCCCACAAGGCCAACCGAGAGAUGAAAGCCCGCUGUACUGCUUUGGACAACCUAGGUGAGACUAUGGAGCAGGACAAAAAGGAGCUCCAAGUCAAGAUCACAGAGCUCAAGGAGCAGGUUUCCGACCUUCAAAACGAGAACGCUGCUCAGAGGGACCAGAUCGACGAGUUCAAAGAGACGAUCGAUGAUCUCCGCAUCGAGAAAGCCGACCUUCAGCAACACCUCGACAGCCUCGUCGAUCCCGUACGUGACCCAGUCAUGUCUGGCGCUGGCAAGUCAUCGUCCAGCAAGGCCUUGGCCCGAACCGCCAGCAAAGGCAAACGCGACAAGCCAGAACACAGAAGCGAGCGACCAGAGCCCAGAGGCGAGCACCGAAGUGAGCGCAGGGGCGAACACAGAAGCGAGCGAGACGAGCGGAUAGAGAGAUCUGAAAGGCCGAGCGGAAGUCGCGCUCAGAAAGAGAGCCAAGAGAAGGACAUGAAGGACCGCCUCAAGGAUCGCCUGAACCGCGACUCGAGGCCACCAGUUACCGAAACCCGCCGGCCCACAGGCCGGCGUAUGAGCAUCGCCGGAAACAGUGGCAGGCCGUACAUCGAGGAGCCGCCAACCAGUCCUUCGUCCUCGAACGGAUCUGGCCAUUACAUCCUGGCCCAUCCCGACAGUGUGCGCUCUCCUGGCGCUUACGGGGCGACUCCCCGAUCACGCACAUCAAACACAUCGUCGGGUUACGCUUCGAAUGAUCGCCACGAGUCAGGCAACUACGUCUUCCACCCAUUGCCAGACCAGCGCGGAGGUCGCUAGACGGUUGUGCGAGACCCCGACGCUUAUCAAAAGUCGGUAAAGAACUCCGACCAAUAGCUGGGGCAACCCAGCUCAUGCAUGCGCAGCGGAUGCUCACAUGCGGCACAGUCGGGUUUCAUUUUAGGCCCUUGACAUAUAUUCCGGCCAUUCUUACAUUCA